AUGGCUACUGACUGGCAGCCCGAGUGUAUUGCGCCUCAGCAUCAGUCAAGUCUGGAGAACAUCGGACAUCAUACGGAUCGAGCUCUCCAGAACACCUCGGGCAAUGUACAGUCGUACUCAGACGCUAUCCUUCACGGUGGUGUGACUGGUCGUGAUGACCAUCUACAGCAUCUAGCGUAUAAAUAUUCCCAUGCACCUGUGCACCCUCAUCCCAUGCCCACGGCUACCAGUCUGCAUCCUCACCACAUCCUAAACGCUCGAGUCCAAGCGAAAAAGCUUCGACGUGUCCAAUCACUCGGUCCGAACCAUUCUGGCGCUCGUAGGGGAAGAAGCUACCUCAAAUCUCAAAAGUAUUUGGAGUAUCGGGCACGACCACGGCGGGACACUGGCAAGGAUGGGGAACCGGUCUGGUCUGAUGAGCUCGAGGACGCUUUCCAGCAAGCGCUGGAGGCAAACCCGCCGAUGGGUAGAAGGAAGUGGUCUGAACGAGGAAAGUCGUAUGGCCGAAACGAACUCAUUGCAGAGUAUAUCUACAAGAUGACCGGCAAGAAGAGGACAAGAAAGCAAGUUUCAAGUCACUUGCAGGUUCUCGACUCCUUUCUCAAGGGUGAUCCCGAUUGGGAGAGACUCGUUCGAGAGCAACCGGCGGACCGUUCAAGCAAUCAACAUCAGUCAGUUGGUCCCAAAUGGAGAACUUCGCUGGACCAUCCUCUGCCCAGUCACUAUGGUGGGCACAUGCACGCGGCUUACCAUGAUCAUCUGAGGCCAGUGCAGCCUUACGUUGGGGAGCUUCCUCCGCCCCAUUUCACACUGGGCUCGAACUUGCAUGAACGGAGUACCGAUGCGAUCCAUGGCUUCAAUUUUGACAUGUGGGUGAGUGCGCCUCAGCAGGCGAGUCAGGCCGACAAAGCCUUCCAUGUGUACACAUGCCUACAAGGAGACCAAUACCACCCUGUCGCUCCCCCUACGCCCCUGGAGAAUGUCAGGGACUGGCGAACUACUUUCCCUCAUCUGAACUCCGUGAUGGAGGAGCUGGACGGCCCCUUGGACUGCGAGAUCAUUCUGCUCGAAGCAAGCCUGAAGCUCAUGAAUGAUUUCCCCCCGCCAGGUUCCAAGCUGGGCAUUCAGUUGGAUAUAGACUUUGCACCUCCUGGCAUGACUGAUGCCACGAUACUCAGUCAGAUGGACAAUUGGACAUGUAGCACAUACAUCUAUGAAGGCCAUCGGUCGUCGAAGGCCGAUCACAAGCUUGCCAGACCGGUGUCCACCAAAGUGAAACCCCCAUUUGAGUCGUCGUGGUGGGCGAAGCUAUUCACAGAACUCACGCAGGACAAGCAAAUGGCCGAAAAAUCAGGACGGCACCAGAAUGCGGAUGAGAAUAUCAGAAAGUUCUUCCUCUCUCUGUCCGCGGUCCAAGAAAUUCGAGCGAUCCCUCAAAACUCGCGGCGAGUCUCUCAUCAGGGCUCUGGGCAUCUCAGCGACGGCAGCAAGAGGAUGGCAAUCUUACUAUGGAAGUUCCGGCAGACUCGACCUGACGAGGAGGUUGGGUUGACAACCUGGAGGAAGCUGAUUCCUCCACCCGACCGAACGAUAAUGAAUAGUCCCAAGCCGGCCACGGGGGUUGACCUGCCCCCGUUGUCUCUCGAUUCGAUUUUACUAAAACCACAGCCCCCGAACAUGUAUCACGCGCAUCAAGCUCACGACAUGUUGCACCACACCGGAAGUUCUCAACCGCAUUGGCCUUUGUACCCGCCACCGCAUGAGAACAUGUCCAAUAUGUAUCAUCCGACAGGCUCCUUUGACUUCUUGAACUCAGUCACCAAACCCGAAGAUGGACUACAGGAUAGAACUGCUGUAACUUCCAUCCUGGAUUCCUUCUCAGGCAUGCCGCCGCAGGAGAACAGUCAGCCAUCAAGUCUCAAUGUCUCCAGCGGCGGACCUGUGAUGCUCAAUGUCCAUGACAUGUCCCUGUCGCACCAUAAUCUUGCUGGGUACACCUUGAGCCAUGACAACCACUACGUGCCCUCUCAGGAGCACGGAGUUAGCGUCCACGACAGUAGCAAUGUUUUGAACAAUAUCUUUGGUUCUGGGUCGCAGUCAAUGGACGAAAUCGGACAUAGCCAGAGCGCAUGGGGCCCUCCGAUUCCUUCGACGAGCAUUCCAAGCGACGUUGGCUCCAACAACUACACGCACCUUCCGUACCAUCACCACGACCAUCAGACGCCGGCAUCCCGCGAGUCGCACCCAAACGGUUUCGAGGGCUUGAUGGGACCGGAUGACCUGAUGGACAAGAUCGUGGGCAGCAUGCCUGACGAUCCUGGCAUGAAUGGGGCAGGACCCGAUCAUGCCAGUGCCGCCUAUACAGAUACCAAUGCAGCUGAGGCGGUCCACUGA
Molecule: messenger RNA, 2394 nt
Organism: Aspergillus udagawae
Lineage: Eukaryota; Fungi; Ascomycota; Eurotiomycetes; Eurotiales; Aspergillaceae
Gene: abaA
Product: transcription factor AbaA
Exons: 3
Coding region: 1-2394 (797 amino acids)
Biological process (GO): regulation of transcription by RNA polymerase II
Cellular component (GO): transcription regulator complex
Molecular function (GO): DNA-binding transcription factor activity, RNA polymerase II-specific; RNA polymerase II cis-regulatory region sequence-specific DNA binding
Source: RefSeq, a predicted model, not a curated record